This is a messenger RNA of Orycteropus afer afer, 3219 nucleotides long. NCBI's taxonomy places the organism in Eukaryota, Metazoa, Chordata, Mammalia, Tubulidentata, Orycteropodidae. The record is from RefSeq and is a predicted model, not a curated record.
AUGUCCAGUAAAGACAAGAUUGAAAAACUAAAAUUUCAAGCAGAGUCCUUCUGCCAACAUUUAGGGAAAUACCAGAUGCCCUUUGCCUGGGUUCCCAUAAGCUUAAACAGCUUCUUCAACAUCUCCACCUUUCACAGGGAGGUAACCAAUGUGCAGGCCACAAUUGGGAGAAGCUCUCCCUUGGGUGAGCAAAAGACUUUGUCUCAAUCCAGAAGGCUUUCUGAGCAAGCUCUGUCCUUAGAGGAAAAUGAGGUUGGAUCCAGCUUCAAAACCACCACCAUGAUCAUUAACAGGUUUUUCAAACAAGAGAGAGAUCGCCUGAGCAAGGAAGACUCCUUCAGGUUUCUAGCUGACUACAAAAUGCCUUCAUCCUUGCAGAGAAGAGUCAAGUCAAUUCCAGGCUUGCUUAGACUGGAAAUUUCUUCAGCUCCAGAGACACUCAACUACUGUCGGACUCCUGAAAUGUUGCCAGUGAGACCAUUUUCCGAAAACCAAACAUGUCCACACAAAGAGAUCUUGGAAUUCCUGAUCAGGGAGGUAUACAUCCCUCAUACUGUGUACAGAAACCUCCUGUAUGUCUACCCACAGAAGCUGAACUUUACCAACAAGCUGGCAUCUGCCCAGAACAUCACACUCAAGAUCCAGUUCAUGUGCGGAGAGGAUGCUAGCCACGCAAUGCUGGUCAUCUUCGGAAAGCCCAGUGGGCCUGAAUUUCUGUAGGAAGUGUACACAGCCAUGUGCUUUUGAAACAUAUCUCCUUACUUUUAUGAAGAGGUGAAAAGUAAGCUUCUGGCGAGGGUCACAGCACACCACCACCUCGUCUUCACCUUCUGCCACAUCAGCUGUCAGCAGAAGCAGGGCACUUCCAUGGAAAGCCUCCUGGGCUAUUCGUGGCUGCCGAUUCCCUGAAAUGAGCAUCUUCAGAUGGGAUCCUGGUGUCUUCCAGUUGCCUUGGAGAAGCUACCUCCCAAUUACUCCAUGCAUUCUGCCGAGAAAGUCCCUUUACAGAAUCCUCCCAUUAAGUGGGCUGAAGGACAUAAGGGAGUGUUUAAUGUUGAAGUACAAGCUAUUUCCUCCAUGCACACCCAGCUGAAGCUCAGCAUCAUCUGCCUCAACUCCUCCCGCCUGGAGCCUCUGGUGCUCUUCCUGCACCUGGUGCUCGACAAGCUCUUCCAGCUGUCUGUGCAGUCCAUGGUCAUCGCCGGCCAGACAGCCAACUUCUCCCAGUUUGCCUUUGAGUCCGUGGUGGCCAUCGCCAACAGUCUCCACAACAAUGAGCAGGCAGAGAAGAUCAACAUCAGCCUGGCCUUCUUGUAUGACCUCCUCUCCCUCAUGGACCGUAGCUUUGUGUUUAACCUCAUCAAGCAUUACUGCAAUCAGCUCAGGAAUGACCAAUUUCCAGGCCUCAGUGAGAACUUGAGAUGGAAGAAAGAGCAGACACAUUGGCGGCAAGCUAAUGAGAAGCUAGAUAAAUCAAAAGCAGAGUUAGAUCAAGAGGCCUUGAUCAGUGGCAACCUGGCUACAGAAGUGAAUUUAAUCAUCUUGGAUAUGCAGGAGAAUAUUAUCCAGGCCAGCUCGGCACUGAACUGGAAGGAUAGUCUGCUGAGAGGCGCCCUGAGGGUCCUGGUGAACUCUCUGAGCUGCAAUCAGAGCACGGCUUACCUGACUCAUUGUUUCACAACACUCAAGCUCAUUGCCAAGUUCGGGGACUUACUGUUCGAGGAGGAGGUGGAGCAGUGUGCAGACCUCUGCCAGCGCAUGCUGCACCACUGCAGCAGCAGCAUGGACGUCACCCGGAGCCAAGCCUGUGCCACCCUCUACCUACUCAUGAGGUUCAGCUUCGGAGCUGUCAGCAACUUUGCAAGAGUAAAGAUGCAGGUAACCAUGUCUCUGGCAUCUUUGGUGGACAAAGCACCAGACUUUAAUGAGGAUCUGAGAAGAUCCUUGAGGACAAUUUUGGCCUACGCAGAAGAGGACACAGCCAUGCAGACCACUCUUUUCCCCAUCCUGAAGCUUCUGUGCAAUCUGAAUAGCAUUUUAUAUGACAUGGUGAAAAUGAAGGAAUUUCAGGAAGAUCCUGAGAUGCUUAUGGACCUCAUGUACAGAAUUGCCAAGAGCUACCAGACUUCUGCUGACCUGCAGCUGACCUGGCUGCAGAACAUGGCAGAGAAGCACACCAAGAGGAGGUGCUACACGGAGGCCGCCAUGUGCCUGGUGCAUGCAGCUGCCCUGGUGGCUGAGUACCUGAGCAUGCUGGAGGACCACAGCUACCUGCCCGUGGGCAGCAUCAGCUUUCAGAACAUCUCUUCCAACAUACUGGAAAAAUCUGCAGUCUCUGAUGACACCCUGUCACCAGAUGAGGAUGUGUGCUCGGGCAGGUACUUCACAGAGAGCGGCCUGGUGGGCCUUCUGGAGCAAGCCGCUGAGCUCUUCAGCACGGGGGGCUUGUAUGAGACAGUUAAUGAGGUGUACAAGCUGGUCAUCCCCAUCCUGGAAGCGCACAGAGACUUCCGGAAGCUGACCUCCGUUCACAACAAGCUGCAGAAGGCCUUUGACAGCAUCAUAAACAAGGUAGGUACUGAUCCUCACCAGAAUGUAAAGAGAAUGUUUGGAACCGACGUCCGAGUUGGUUUCUAUGGAUCCAAAUUUGGGGAUUUGAAUGAGCAGGAAUUUGUAAAAGAGCCUACAAUUACCAAACUUCCUGAGAUCUCUCACAGACUAGAGGCAUUCUACAGGCAGUGUUUUGGUACGGAAUUUGUGGGAGUGAUCAAAGACUCAACACCAGUGGACAAAACCAAGUGGGAUCCUAACAAAGCCUACAUCCAGAUCAUAUUUGUGGAGCCCUACUUCAAUGAGUAUGAGAUCAAAGACAGGAUGAACUACUUUGAGAACACCCUCAACUUGCAACAGUUCAUGUACCCAAUGCCCUUCACUCUGGAGGGGCAGUCCCACGGUGAAGUGCAGGAUAGCACCAGCAGAGCAGUCUUCACUACCGUGCACACCUUCCCCUGCAUCAAGACCUGCAUUGGCGUCCAGAAGGAGGAGUUUGUGUUCACACCAGUGGAAGUUGCCAUUGAAGAUAUGAAGAAGACGACCCUGCAGUUAGUGGUUGCCAUUAAUCAGGAGCCACCUGAUGCAAAGAUGCUUCAGAAGGUGCUACAAGGCUCAUUGGGAGCUACUAUGAACCAGCACAAGUGGAUUUCCCGACAAAAAUUCUGA